AGACGACUGGCUCCGCCCCUUCACUUGAGAAUCCGCGCUUACGUAAACGCUCCGUCGGUCAGCGCUCGAUAAACGCUUCGCUCGUAAUCAAGGACAUCGCGCGCGUCAAGGUCAAGUGAUCGAUCAUGGAUGCCUUCCACAACUUGCUUCGCGAGGCCACGAACCCUCGCAACUCUGGCGGCUCAGGCUCAUCCCCGCUUCCCACGCCCGGGAGCUUGACCCAAGCACUGCAGAACGCCGGCGGAGGCCACGCUAUGGGUAUGACGCCCCCGCAGCUCAAUGGUAAUGGUAUGGGCUUACCUAUGGGUAUGAGCAUGCCGCUGUCCAUGCCCGGACUGCAGCCCGGCAACGCCAACGGGCUCGCGCCUAUCCAUGGCGGCCGCAUGAACUCGCUCAUGGGCGCCAGUUCGCCGAUGUUUCCGAGCCUUGGUGGCAACGGCACACCUACCUCUAUGUUGACCACCACGGGAGCUGCUACUGCUUCGACGACUGCCGCUGCUGCGUCUGCCGCUCCCGCCGCCGAGAAGAAGAAGACUACAAAGAAGCGCAAGGCUCCCAGCUCUAGCGCUGAUGCCGAGUCAGGGGAGGACGGCCGCAAGCAGCCCGAAGAGUACGAGGACCCCAAGGCCAAGCGACGUGCGCAGAUCGCCAAGGCUGCCCGUAAGCACAGACAGCGCCAGAAGGACGAGCUGAUUGCGCUGCGUGCCAAGGUGAAGGACCUGAAGGAGCAGAUCGAGGUGUUGCAGUCGUCCGAGCCGUCGGAGCACAACACGGAGCUCGGAUGGAAGCAGGAGGCCGAACAGCACGCCGAGAUUCGCGCUCGCGUGGACCAGGAGAACGAGUUCCUGCGUAAGACGUUGAUGGAGCAGAUGAAGUUCAUCCAGAGACUGCAGGACUACUUCACCAAGCAGCCGCUGCUCAACAUGCCGUCACUGGACAUGAUCCUAAACUCGUCGUCAUCAGCAUCCACUACGCCGGCUGCGCUGUCCAACACAAUCUCAGCCGCGCCGUCGGUGUUGCAGCUACAGUCUGGCUCGUUCCGUGACCGGCUCAUUGAGAUGGCUAAUGAGGCCAUGACAAACUCGGAGAAGCAGUUGACUGCCUGCGAAACAGCCUUCCGCAAUCCCAAGACGUCCACUAUGACGUACUUCGGCCUGCAGGUGCAGUACGAGAUGGGCAAGAACGAAAUGGGCAUCUUCUUCCGCCACCACCUUUACGGUUGCAACUCGAGUGUAGUUAUGAACGACCUGUGGUCGGUCAUUGGCGACGUCAGCUUCGAGAAGGGUUUUGCGUUCACCGAGACGGCUGAGAUUCUAGAGGAGGUGGACCCCAACACCAAGUACAUUCGCCGAGUGGUGAAUCUCACCAUGUCCAACGACGCGGCUGUCGGUGGAGGCAUGAUGAAGGAGGAGAGUCUGACUGUCAACCAGAAACGCGACAACCCGGAUGGCAGCGCGACAAUGAUCUCGAGGUCCGUUCUCGACGACCCAAGCCACCCCAAGUCGGCUGACCACCUUCGCCGCAACGCCACCACUGCAGUAUCACUCAAGAAUUUUAGCGACACGACCGGCCAGGGAUGUCUUCUGUUGUGGUCUGUCAAGGUCGAGCUUGACAAGGACCCGGAUGAGCGCGCCAAGAGCUUUAACAUUCCGGACAUUAUCCUGAAAAACCUGUUCGAGGUUGCUCCUGUAUUCGUCAAGGGCAUCGUGGACCGCGCGCGCGGAACGCUGCCCCAGAGCUAAGUCUGCCGCGGAUGGUAGACAUUCCAAUAAGAUGGCACGAAGUCCAACAUGUACGUUUCUGAGUUCGAUGCAUGUCCUUUACCGACAGGUCAAUAGUAGCGUACCUGAAGGGUAAAGACACAACAAGCAAAGACAUUUUGAUUUACUCUCGAAUUGUACCAUCCGAGCGUACGUCACCAAUAGCGCCUAUCACGCCUAUCACGGUCUCGUUCUCGGUUCUCAUUGCGAUCGCGGCUUCGACUACGAUGGCGUCGGUCUCGGCUCCGGCCUACAGGACUACGAUUGCGUCGGUCCCUCUUUUCACAGCUUGGGCUGCGACGACGUCGGUCUCGACUGCGACUGCGCGCACUGGUCGCUGCUGGUGAACGGAUGCGUCGCCGCUUCUCGCUGUCACGACGGUCGUGGUCCUGCGAGGCAUUGCCUGUCACUUCUUCUCUAACCUCCUUGGAUGCGGGUACUGAAGUAGUCGAUGGCAAUUCGGUUGCGCUUUGGGGUGGUUGGUAAAUGGCGCUGGUAUUAACUAACAGUGUCAGAGCUUUGUCAUGAUGAUAUCUAAAAGAAUUUCCCCCUUUCGCGCACCUGUACGACUGCUGCAGACGAGCGAGUGCUGCAGCCUCACGCUCAGCUUUGGACGCUUUCACUUUCUGCAGCAGAGCCAAGUGAGAAAAGUGCUCAACCAACUGAUGCUUUAUCACUCACCUUCUUCCGCAUGCCAAAAUCAUCGUAGCCAUCUUCCCCGACCUCCGUUUUAGCCGAUGCGACUCUAUACGGAGCAUCACUCACGUUAGAUCAUGACCACCAUGCUCAUCACUUACAUCAUCUCACCGUUCCUGACGCUCGUUGAAGCCACCACCGGCACCAUCGCGUUUCUCGUCCUAUUGAUACCAUCAAAACAGUGUAGUAUCAGCAUCUUCAUAUCCCCUUCAACCACUCAGACAAGUACUCACCAGUCCUGCCAUCCCUGGCUUGGAGCUUUUGCACAUAUUGCACUCGGUGCGUCGCUCCCAAUUCACAUUACCACAUCUACCACGAGUGGAUCAAUAAGUUCUCUUUCAGGCUCACUCAUCAAUUCUCCAGCUCUUACGUGAUGCACGUCCAAUCUCCAGGCUGGAAAAGCCCCGGGGGACCUCGGAAGUCGGUUCCUCCUUUGGUUUUGGCCUUAUCGCCGCCCACUCCUUCGGGUCGGGGAGUCUGACAGCGAUUGCACGCAUUUCGACGCGCAAAGUUGAUGUUGGAGCAGCUACAGAAGAAGGGCAGUGAGUAUCGACUAACAAGAAAGGAGAACAUGAAGGUGGUGCAGAAUAUACCCAGGAUUGGGGCAGGCCCAGUCCCCGUCCGACAUCUGGAAGCCUCCGCGCCCGCCGUGGCCUGCCAUCGAUGGAUUCAACGAAAAAGUAGGCGCGAAAUAGUUGGAUAUGCGCUCAGAUCUGAUUCCUUACAAAACUUAAGCCCACAUGACUACACUAUUCUCCAUAGACGUCGCUGACGGCAGUGGUGGUGUCAGCUUCCGCCUCUUUCGACGACUCAAUUGCCUCUUCUUGAGCAAGUUGGAACAGGAAGACUGCGGUCUCAAACGCCAGCUGCCGAUCCUGAGCAUCUCCUGCGAUCACCAAGCGCUCGAAGGUCUGCUGCAAUUCCACGAGGCGGUGAUUGGCGAACUUGUGUCGGAUACUCGCGAGCUGGGACUCAUCUAGCCGCUGGAAUUUAUAUGUCGAGUAGUCUUUCAGUGCCUUGAGUUGACGUAACGAGGUCCGCACGCCCUGCGCUGCGUUAGGCGACAGCUCCUGCAAUGCCGCUUCCACUGACAGCAGCACCUCGUCCAGCGCCGUCUCAAAGAAUUCCUGAUCACAUGAUUACUUGAGCCUUAACUUUUUUCUUUUGUUCAUAGCUAAUAAUCCACGACUCACCUUCAACU
Molecule: messenger RNA, 3657 nt
Organism: Phytophthora nicotianae INRA-310
Lineage: Eukaryota; Oomycota; Peronosporomycetes; Peronosporales; Peronosporaceae
Exons: 2
Coding region: 126-1742 (538 amino acids)
Biological process (GO): regulation of DNA-templated transcription
Molecular function (GO): DNA-binding transcription factor activity
Source: RefSeq, a predicted model, not a curated record